AAUCAGAGAGGAGAGGCCAUCGAGAAUGGUUCUAACCGUGACCGAGGACACUCCAGCGGACAUGCUGGCAGGCAGCAUGGAGCUGCUGGUCCAAUUACCCCGGGAGAAUCAUCUUCAAACGCAGAGGGUCACGGUGCAGAGAAGCACGCCGAUGAUGGACCUCCUCGUGCAGAUCGCAACGGCCCACAAGCUACCGGCUUCCAGCUACACGUUGCAGGCGAUCGGAGAACGAGGGAUGGUUCUUCCUCAUCAACCCAAUACGCCCAUUGGUGCACUCGACGCGCUUCAGGUGAAAUUGUUACCCAAGCAAGGCACUCUGAUGCCGAGGAAGGCGAAGCAGGCCAAUCAACCUUUCGAAACGACUUUCAGGUUGCAGGUACACCUGCCCAGGAACCAAUUGUACGUGUCCCGGGUCAGCCCUAAGAUGAAUCUGGGCGAGAUCUUGGACGAAGUCUGCCGUGAAAAAAACUUGGACAAAAAUAAAUACGAACUACGUCAUCCAGGGAACUUGGAGACUCUGGACCUUUCGUUGUCCCUGCAAGACUAUCACCUGCAGGAGGUCACACUGUAUGCUAAACAAGGGAGGACUCUGGGCUCGGGGCUUAGUACCCAGGAUAUAAUGGUUCUCCAGAGGCAGGAGGAGCGACGUAGGCAACAGGCGAAGCAGGGCGUCUUCUCGUUCGUGUUCAAGAAGUCGAAGGAGGGCUCGUUGAGUACUGACAGUCUCGGUGGACGUAGUGCGUCGCCUGCGAGGAGCGACGAAACCGGGAGGAGCACGAGCCCCUUGCAACCGCCUGCCAGGCCUCAGAGGAAGAGGAGGCCCGCACCGAAACCUCCUACUCAAGCUCAGCCUGAAGUCAGCAAUAGCGUGGAUGAGAAUUCUGGAGAUCCCGAGAAGGAUAAGGUCGUGAUUAGUCACAGCCGCAACAGCAGCGACAGUUCCGGUUACCACGAGGCUUCCGUGUUGAGCGACAACCCGGACUCCGCUGGGAGGCUCCCGGAGACGCUGCCGAGGAGGAACAAAGCUCCGUUGGAGAUACCGAGGAAGCUGGCCCACACCUCUCAGUCCAGUAAGAGCCUGUGCAACCUGGCCUCUGUUUCCGGUACGCUUAGCCACGGAAUUAGCAGCACCUCAUUGAGUUCCACAGGACGAAAGAAGAGGACAGCCCCUCCGCCGCCAGUGACGAGGCCGUUGUCCUCCGCGAUUUCCACCCAAGCAUUAGAACGCAUAGUAGAUUCCGAGGAAUCGUUGACAUCGGACAUGGACCCAUCGAAGCCUCCAUCAGACAUCGGCGCCCCGUCCAAAGCGAAUUCUGACAUAGAAGAUCGACCGAAAGCUAGCUCAGACAUCGGAGUGACAACCCUCGGUUCGAAAAUAUCCUCUAGCAUCGAUUUCACCAAGGAACCAGAACCGGAGCGAAAGAACGACCUCGAGCGUCAGCGAUCGGGAUCCGUAAACGUAAAGUUAUCCACGGAGCAAGACCGUCCCGUAGACGACGUUCCCGUAGAUGCUAGAGUGUCGCGGAAGAGAGUUGGAGAACCCGCUCCGCUCCCCAAGCCUAGAAAGCGCUCGACGACGCAACGGCCCGAGGUACCUAGACGCAAAAUAGCGCCGCCCUCUCCUUCCAGUAGAACCCUAAGCUCAGAGUCCAGCAACGUAGACCGCUUGUCCAACGCUCCGUCGCCCGUUGCUCGCUCCGAGAGCAUCGAGAGGAGUUCUGUCAGGUCCGAUGAGAAGCUCGAGGUCGUUUCCUGCUACUCCACUAGCGAGGAAGAAUUCUUCACUCCUGGGCCGGAUCAGUCUCAAGAAGUUUUCAAUUACGAUUCUAUUAUCCUUAAAGAGAAAACAGAAGCAAUGAAGAAUGAAGACGUUAAAUGCGAGAAGGAGUUGGAGGAAGGGAGUAUAGAAAAAUCAGAGAAUACUUCAUUGAUAGAAAAUAAAAAUUGUAAUCAAACUGUAAAAAUUACCAAAGAAGAAUCGAAUUCAGAUAAGGAUUACAAUUCUAUUAUCCUUGAAGAGAAAACAGAAUUAAUAAAGAAUAAAGAUGUUAAGUGCGAGAAGGAAUUGAGUACAGAACGAAAUACGCAGAAUUCAGAGAAUCCUUCAUGGAUAAAGAAUAAAAAUUGUAAUCAAGCUGUAAGGAAGAUAUCUAAGAGGGAAUCGAGUACAGAUGAGGAAGAUUCCUCUUUGCCAAGUGACGGAGUCCAAUCAGUUAAAGAGAAGAGGGUCUGCGCGGUGAUCUCGACGAUGCCAAAGUGCGACCACUUGAACGAGCUGAGCAUGGACGACGCGGUGCGCGUUCAGCGUGAGCAGAAUAAGGAGGGUUUUAAGGAGCCGAGGAAGGCCAGGAUCCCUCGGACGGCUUCCAAGUCGAACGACUUCGAGACGAACUCUUUGGAGAAGCAGAAGAGGCACUUGACUUCACACGCCGAGGAUAUCACGUUCGCUUUGAAUCUGAACGUGGCGUCCGCCAUUGCUCUGCCGAGGGAAUCUGAUUCUGAAGACACUCCCCCGGGUCACGCAGUGGGUUCACCAGAUAAUUUCUCAAAGACGGACGCACUGCUUCAGAAAGUAUCCGACACUUUAUCCAGCUCUUUACCCGAAACAUCUGUCAGUCCAACGGAAGUUCGUAAAGUAGAACCAUCGAAAGAGGAAGCAGAAGCAGAGAAGAAGAAGAAGAGCAUAGUUUGUCCAGAAGAAUCCCGCAUAAACAGCAGCACGCCGAACUUAACUGUGAGUUCGCAGCAGGACACAUCGGACUACGUCUCGGCAGCUGACGAGGAUUUAUCUGCAGUGGAAUGGGAGUACCAGCUUCCGGCGCCUCCUAGUGCCUUUCGGGACAGCCAGUCGCCAGUGUUCGACAAGUUCGAAGCGCCCGAAGAACCGAAACCGAUCGAAACUUCGAACGACAAAGACCGAAGGAAGACAUCCGAGAAACCAGAAAUCCGAGACACCAAAGUGAACGAAAUUCAGAAAGAUACUCCGCAAGAAAAGUCACUGAAGCAACAGAAAUCGGAGUUGAACUUGAAGAAGGAAGUGAUCAGCGAAUUGGAAAAUAAAAUAGGCACCCUGCCUCAAAGUUCGAAAGAGCUUGACUCAAAAAAAGCAAUAAACCAUCCAUCGACGCCGAAAAUCGCUCCUGUCGACAAUACUCUAUCGAACUUCACUAUAACUACGUACAGCAGACAAAAGAAUCUGAAUAUAUUCGAGGAAGUACAGGAACAGUCCAGAGCCAAGAACGACGAUAGGUUCAUCAAGUCGUUCGCUACGUUGGCUAGAAACAGGAGCAACUCGAAUGAUAACGAAGAUAGAACUGAGAAGGAAUUCGACGUAGGAACGUUGCAGGGGAAGAAGAGAGUCGAAGAGGAUGGGAAGAAGCUGGAACCAAAGAUACAACCGGAACCCUUGCAGAGGUGGCAGAACGAGAAGAGCAACGUUCAACGGUCGAAGAGUUCCGUCAGCGAGAAGCCUGUCCUCAAACUGAAUGUGAAGGAGAUUCUUAAAACCGAAAAGGAUUCGGAGGAUGGCGAACAGGAAGAUAAAAAGAGGAGCAAUGAGAAGUUCUCACAAUGGCGGGAGAAUAUUCUGAAGCGGCAAGAGAAUCCUACCAAAGAAAAGCAACUGCAGUCCAUACAGGUGAUGAAGAGCAUUUUGCCGCAGUUGAAAAAUGCUCAACAGGCGGAGGAAAAUGUGCCCAAAGAAUCGAUCGAUACAGUAUUAAUUGAAAAGACGAGAUCCGAGACUGCGUCUAACGAUCAUUCGACCGAAUCGAACGUCGUUCCGACUCGCGAGCCUAAUAAACUGGAAGCAGAGAUGAGAAAACCAUCCGUGGAGAACAAGGCGAAGCGGUACACCUACUCGGGGCCACCAACGAUCAAUCUAGGCAGCUGGUCUGAGAGACCGACCGCCAAUGUCCAAAUCAAAAUGGACACCGAUUACAAAUUCGGUAUCAAACCAAUCAACAACAACAACAACAACAGAACCGUAAUCAACAUAAAUACCACCAGUAAAGACGAAGUGGACGCCUCUAAUAUCGAAAGUUCCGUGAAACAAAGAGCUGACGUCCCGUCGAACGAGUUGACUAAGAAACUGAUCACUCACACAACGGCAACCGGCUUCAAAAGACCCGUACUAAAUAAAAUUAAUCCAGAGCCGAGGAAGAGUAACGACAAGCCGAUUGUAACCGGGGUAGAACUGAAGAAAGGUUUCGCUGAAAACAAGGACGACGAUGUCAUAGACACCAGCCCCUUGAAUUUUAAAGAAUUGACGAAGGCGUUCGGGCAGGACGUUUGCCUGCGACCGAAAUCGAAGCGGUCGAACACGAUCCAUCGUUCGGACUCCAAUUUGGAGAACGACUCUAGGAAACAGAACGGAUGCGUGAACACUGACGCUUUGACAAACGGUCAUCAGGAGAAGCCGAGGAGGUUCACUUCGGUGGUCGGCAUCCAGGCGCCGGGUACGCUUCUGUUCAGAAACGGACUUGCUGCCAAAGGGCCUGUGCCUGUUGUCAAAGGAUUCAAGAUCCCGACUGCAAGAGAAGAGCAGAGUAAUUCGAAGGUGGACGUUAGUAAGGAGCCGAAGGUUCCUCAACCUCCGAGGCCUCCGACGAUGCCAGUGAUCACUGGCGUGACUCUAAAGAGCGCCAGGCCGAAGUCCAUGCCGGUGCAAACGGACCGGCGGGACGUUCUACUGGAAUCGAUUCGGAACUUCGGUGGUCGUGAGAAUCUAAAGAGCGCCUCCGGGAUCUAUCGAACUUAACUUCCCUCGUCCAAACCGGAGAUCGUGGACGUUCCAUUCCCGUGAGGACCACUCUGGUGCUUUAGCGAUUAAACGAAAAAAAUUAGUCGAGCCGAGGAAUGAAACGAACUUCGUUCGUUAACGUUCAAAUUUCUCUUGUCGAUUUCAAUCGCCGCUCUUCAACGCUCACGUGUAAAUAUCGUGUGUAAAAAGCCGAGAAUAGGUAAAGGGUUGUCAAUAGAAGAAGAAGAGGGGAAGAGCGUGUACAUAUUAUAUCUAGGCGUGUAAAGCGAUAGGAGGAGAGGUGUGUGCAUUUGUCCAAAUAGUCAACGGACCGUACACGGUCCGUUCCCGAAACGUUGUUGCUCAUCACAUGACGCAGUCCACGCAGUUUGUUAAGUUUUUCUUUUUUUUUUCUCUUCUUUUACUUGGUUCGCCCGACCGUUCGGUUUUAAUUUAAGAAGUUACGCUAGAACGGUUGGCUCAAUGUUCGACUAACACGUCCUACGUUCUGCUUUACGAUUAACAAUUUAAGUUUCUAUCACUGGGACCAAAGGUGACGUCUUUUUAUUUUACGUAUCGUACAACGAAUUUAGAUGCAGUUUAAGGUGUGUGCAAAACUCUACGAAAGAUGCGAUCUUUUCGUUUUCUGAGAGAGAGAGAGAGAGAGAGAGAGAGAGUGAUAGAGUGAGAGAGAGAGUGAAAAAAAUCUGGUCAUGCGUUAUGCAAUUAAGCGUUAACACGUGUUCGCUCGGUACAACGAAGAUUUAUUUAACAACAGUUUUUUUCCUUUACGUUCACGUCGUUUUCUGUUAAGUCGAAAAUGAAGAAGAAAAACAAUAAAGUUGAAUAGUUUUUGGGUCCGCGUGUAGACGCGGCAUUCUGUUGAUAUAAUUAACUACUUAUUUUUGAAAUAAUCGAGAACUGUUGCUAGUUUUAUGAACAGCGAAUCGUUACGGCAAGUGGAAGGGCAUAUUUCUAUGUAAAUAGCAUGUAACGUGUUAAUACUGUAUUUAAUACUAUCUUCUCUCCUGAAUAAAAUAUAUUACGGCGAGACUUAUAAUUUA
Molecule: messenger RNA, 5805 nt
Organism: Ceratina calcarata
Lineage: Eukaryota; Metazoa; Arthropoda; Insecta; Hymenoptera; Apidae
Product: cordon-bleu protein-like 1
Exons: 12
Coding region: 26-4759 (1577 amino acids)
Biological process (GO): signal transduction
Molecular function (GO): actin monomer binding
Source: RefSeq, a predicted model, not a curated record